Molecule: messenger RNA, 4843 nt
Organism: Callorhinchus milii (elephant shark)
Lineage: Eukaryota; Metazoa; Chordata; Chondrichthyes; Chimaeriformes; Callorhinchidae
Gene: pdzd7a
Product: PDZ domain containing 7a
Exons: 16
Coding region: 340-3303 (987 amino acids)
Biological process (GO): auditory receptor cell stereocilium organization; sensory perception of sound
Cellular component (GO): stereocilia ankle link complex; stereocilium tip; cilium
Molecular function (GO): protein binding
Source: RefSeq, a predicted model, not a curated record
GCGGGGCGGACAGGUCGCCGCGGAGUGACAGGACCGGGCGGCGGGGGACAGCGGUCACGGCUCCCCGCUACUUUUAGACAAGGACUGAGUGGAGAUGAUGAAACAAUUGGAAAACGACGGCUUGUUUAGAAGAAACACUUGCUUCUGAACUUGUGCUUCUACAUUAUGUCGCCAAUUCAGCAUAGUUCAUGGAAAAGAUGCAAGAUAAACAUUUUGGGGUGAUAACGUCUGAUUUUAACAAACACAGUAACCAAACAGAGUCAUCUGUCGUGUCCGAUAGCUGCACUCAGGCUUAUAGUAACCUGAUUUCUUGAUGAUUUGUUGGCGCACUGCACUGGCAUGGCUCAUUCCUUUGACUCAGCAAGAAGGGAGAUGACUAAUACUAUCCACCCCAGCAAUCAGACUGGUGGUGCAAACACAGCAACAAAGUACCUGCUGAAGAAGCAGCACAAGCAAAUGAAUGGACAGCCGAGAUCAACCCGAUCUUCCUCACCCAUGGGCAGAGUAAUUCUUAUCACCGGUAAUUCUCCAAUUGAAGCUGGUAUUGAAGAAAGUGAUUCAGCUGAAGCUAUCCACACCAUCACAGUAGAGAAGAGCCCUGAUGGCAAGCUGGGAUUCAGUGUUCGUGGGGGUUGUGAACACGGACUGGGAAUAUUUGUUAGCAAAGUAGAAGAAGGAAGUGCUGCUGAAAAAAGUGGCUUGUGCCUAGGUGAUAAAAUCAUGGAAGUAAAUGGAGUCAAUUUGGAAAAUAUCACCAUGGGAAGUGCUGUCACUGUGCUAACUGGAAGCCAUCGGUUACGUUUGGUAGUGAGGCGACUGGGCAAGGUACCAGGGAUCAAGUUUUCUAAAGAACUGACAACAUGGGUUGACACAGCAACAAAAAGAAUAAUAGCGGAAAAAAAACAUAAUUCUGGAGAUAGUGGAUCCGAGGAUGGAAUUAGAAGGAUUGUCCAUCUUUACACCAGUUCAGACGAUGUCUGUCUGGGCUUCAAUAUCAGAGGCGGGAAGGAAUUUGGUUUGGGAAUAUAUGUGUCCAGAGUUGAUUCUGGAGGCCUGGGAGAACAGAAUGGGAUUAAAGUUGGAGACCAGAUCCUGGCAGCCAAUGGAAUAAGCUUCGAGAACAUCAGCCAUAGUAAAGCAGUAGAAAUCCUGAAAUGCCAUACGCACAUUAUGCUGACUAUAAAGGAGGUGGGCAAGUAUCCUGCAUACAAGGAAAUGGUAGCAGAAUACACCUGGCUGAACAAAUUGACAAAUAAUCAUCAGCUCUUUGCCUCAGACACAAACUCUUCCAUCUCAUCUUAUUCACCUUUGAGCUCAACGAGUGGCUCUUCGCAGGGCUUCCUCCCAACCACCCACUAUUCAUCUGACAUGGUAGAUGUAUGUAUCUCCACAGAGGAUUCAAAAUCCCUUCGGAACAACCAUCUGGAGACAACAGAGACUGCUAUACAAACCGACCUCCAGCUGUCUCCUUCCUCGAACAUUGACCUUUCAAGUGAACAGAGGACAGGAAAGGCAAUGAAUGAGAGAAGUAGGUCCCUUGGGCGCACAAUGCUUUUGAAGGAGACAGCAAUUAGGUCAGAAAGUUUCAUGGAAACUCGCACUAAGCCAAGAACUUACUCCACUGGGGACUCUUCCGAUGAGGUUUUGGAUUCUCCCAAAACUGCUGUGUUGAUGGCACUAAGUAAACCAAGGAGGCCAAUCAGAAGAUCACAAAGCUACAUCACUAUCGGAGAGGAUAAGAAGAAAAAGAAAAAGAAACACAAGUCUUCCGGGGAAGGAGCCAAGUUGGAGCGUUCCAAAACGUUUAUGAAUUUAUUUUUUAAAAGCGGUCGAUCUGGAGUCGAGGCACAGCCAAAAGAGAAGAAAGAAAAAUCUAAUGGAACUGAAGGGAAAAUCCGAUCCAAAUCCCCUUCUCGCACAGAAGCAGAUAGAGAUAAAGAAAGGGGUCACCGCUUUCAUAUCUUUGGCUCCCAGAAAGAGUUAAGUGGUCUCUCCGCAUCAGAAAUGUGCACCCAUGCACUGUCCAUGAUUGAAGACAUUUCUAGGAAACUCCUGAAUGAAGAUGAGGUCGAUGCAAUCAUGCGCCACUGUAGAAGGUUUGUUUCAGAUGGUGGAGUGGAAGAUCUGGUGCGACCACUGCUUAACAUACUAGAUAAACCAGAGAAACUACUUGUAUUGCGAGAGAUCAGGGCCAUUAUUGAGCCUACUGACUUGGGAAGGUUUGAUAGUAUGGUGAUGCCCUCUGAACUGGAAGCAUAUGAUAUUCUAAAGAACAGAGCAGUGAGAUCUCCUGCACUUAGGCGGGCCGAUAAUGGAAUUGCCCCGAAGAGACACCUGAUCACAUCAAUUCCAGACUACAGGGGCGGAUUCCAUCUGAAACCAUCCCAGGACUAUGAGAAGGAAAGAACAAUGAUGGAGGAGUUUGAGAAACUGAAGAUCUCAAUGUCGUUGGACAAAGAAAGUCAUCCCAAAUCAUUCACAACUUUGGAAGAUGUGCCAGUGGAUGUAUACACAACAGACAAUACCUCUUUGAAAUCUGCUUCAGCUAGUCCGGUGAGGUCAAACUGGUUAUUGGCAGAAUCCAUUCGGACUCCAGAGCUGCCAACUACUACAAGGCAGGACAAUGGUACAGUAGCCGCCAAGUUGCACUCUGUUGAAAAGGUUGAUGCACAAUCCGCAAAAACUGGAACCACCAAAUCAACCCAUUCCAAAACUAAAUCAGAAAAAGCAGAGAAAACCAAAGAGGUACCGUUGUACUCAAUAGUGAACAAACCUAGAAAAUCACGACCAUUAUUAACCCAGAUCUUUGGGGUAACCUCGCCUGUGGCACAGAGUAGCAAAGGAAAUCCAAUCGAGACUAACACAACCGCACAUGAUCACAAUGAUCUUCAGGAAGAACCGAUAUAUGCAGAGAUUGAUGAGUUCUGGGAAAAUGGGCCCACGGGAGGGAAAGGCACCAGUGAAGGGAUGAAAAAGAAAUGGACAGGAAGUGCACAAAAUCCCAGACCAGAAUAUGAACUGAGGACUGUGGAAAUCGCCAAGAUGAAACAGUCACUGGGAAUCAGCAUUUCGGGUGGUAUUGAAUCAAAAAUACAACCUACAGUGAAAAUAGAGAAGAUUUACCCUGGAGGGGCUGCCUCAGUCAGUGGAGCUCUUAAGGCUGGUUACGAGUUGGUGUCAGUUGAUGGGGCAAGCCUACAAAGCGUCACACACAGACAGGCAGUGGACAUAAUCCGCCGAUCUUAUAGCAACAAAUCCAAGGACCCAAUGGUGCUGGUGAUUAAGUUACCAAAGAGCAGCUGAAAAUCAAAGCUUAAAGACAUUGCAGAUCUUCAUGACUGAACUCCCGGUGGUCAUAGACUAUUUGUUUCAAUGAAUGAUCUGUGUCUUUCUCCAGUUUUAAUCUAUUUGAAAUUUCCGAUCUCUUGUCGUCGGCACACCCCACUCCACUUUGUUUCACUCGCUCCCUAUUUGCAUCAGCAAAAACUACGCAAAUUUUAGAAAUCAUUUUACAAAGCAUUUCACACAGUUAGAUGAACGCUGUUAUUUUCCUCAUUAUUUCCUUUCGAGUAAACGGCUCAUUUACUUGUUAUGCAUACAAAUUUACCAAAAAUAAUCUUUCGCAAAGCAAACUGUUUUCAAACAGAUGGUCCAUUAAUCAUUUCAUGGAAAACAUGUCCACAGUAAUUUUUCAUGUCAAAAUACAAGAAUAUGAAUAAGGCUGAGCCUCUUUACAGUGUUAAGCGAUAACAUCCAGCAGAAUGCACCAUAAGCCAAUUCAAUUGUGGUUAUCGCAGACUAUGUUCAGCAUAUGGUUUCUGUGGACCAUUGAGCCAGCACUUGGGAUAUCUUUGCACGAAAGAACACCUGCAGGCAGCCACUUUCUUUGUGUGUACAGAGGUUUACGUGGCUCCAGGAAGGUGAGGCUGUGACUUGCGAGGUUCCAGUUGCUGCCCAUUUAGAUUGAAGCAGGAAUGUAUGAAUGAAAAACGUAAGUCACUCUAGCUUACAAAUGGUUUCUAAGAGUUGUAUAAAACAAAAACACUUUGUGCACAGAAAAGUAUAACUUUUUUUUAAAACAAAGGGGUUUACAGUGCAAUAAUACUUUCAUUUGCUAUAGCCCCUUAUCACGUCUUCAAGAUGCCUCGAAAUGCAUUAUAGAAUAUACUGUAAAGUGAAUUGACUGUAUAUUUCGUGGGCGAGACACGGCAGCCAAUUGCACACAGCAGUGUCCCACAAACAGUCGUGGAUGAACAACGAACUCAACAACAAAUGGCAUUUAGAGAGCACCUUUCACAUCGGGAUGAAAAAUCACACUCCCAGAAAGUUUUAAGGAGUCUUGCUUUCCACGGAUGUGAAUCAGUUAUUGGCCUGGAUUCCACCCUCCCUCUCCCCCCUCCCACUACUGCCCGCCCACACCUGGCUGGUCCUACGUUUUGUGAAUGACGACAAUGGGCUCAGCAGUUUGCCACCAGCAACGUCAGCAGCAAUUAUUGUUAGUGCCCCGUUGGGAUAAGUGUAACAUCAACAAUAGCAAAUUCACUUGGAUCUGUUUAUAACCAGAUAUUUUCAUAUGUUCUGCCACUUGGCACGUCAAAAGCAAACUGUCUACACCUGUUAACACUACUUCUCACAUUGCCGUCGCGAUACCUUAACAGUGUUCAGUGAAAGUGCCUUACCUUCAUGUAUCACAUCCUUUUGCUUCUCAAAACCUUUUGUAAAGGUACCAUUCUGUGUAACUCUCCUCCGCAGUCACUCUCUGAAAUAAAAGUUGGCAUUAACGGCCUGUAGAUUUGACUAGCUGUCAAGUGUUUUCCAGGUAUCGUAACACAUCUAAAACGUC